Molecule: messenger RNA, 1761 nt
Organism: Ostrea edulis (European flat oyster)
Lineage: Eukaryota; Metazoa; Mollusca; Bivalvia; Ostreida; Ostreidae
Product: zinc finger MYM-type protein 1-like
Exons: 1
Coding region: 1-1761 (586 amino acids)
Source: RefSeq, a predicted model, not a curated record
AUGAAGGAGCCUGCCCAUAAAAAGUCAAAACUUUGUAUUGAUUCAGAUGAUACCCAGGAAAUCACCACGGACUCACAAAAUGAAAAGACGGAUAUUAAAUCUGAUGACAAUGAAUUUAUUAAGACAACAGAACAUGAUAAAGAUAAAACAUCUUUUGACGAUUCGGAUUUUUCUGAUCUUGGUAAAAUUGUAACAGGUGCAAUAAAGUUGAACACAAUGUCCUCAGCUGAAAAGAUAAGUCAUAUUCAGAAUCAACCCUUGCCAGACGAUGUCGCCAAGUUAAAAGCAGGUCGUGCUCAAACAACGAAUACGGGUGAACUCAAAAAGACUUUAUCAUUUCAAUCUUCUUGGAUGAAUCAGUUUUCAUGGUUAACCUUCAGCAAACUGUUAAAUGGCGGUCUGUGUAAGUUUUGUGUCAUGUUCCCUCAGUCAGAUGUCCAACAUCAAAAUACAUUUGUUACGCAACCUUUUACUGCGUAUAAGAAAGCCCUUGGAAAAACAUCUGCCCUUUUAAAGCAUCAAAAUUCAGAACACCACAAGAGUGCCAAAUCUGUUUAUCACACAACCAAGAUGACAUCCGAAGUGCCAUCUUCGUCUCUUCCGUAUAAACUCAAUCAGCAAAAUCAGGCACAGUAUCAGCACAACAUAAAGUUGCUUGAGAAAAUAGUAGAUGCGAUCAUUCUUUGUGGGAAACAAAAUAUUCUUCUCCGAGGACACAGAGAUGAUACCACAAGUGAUUCCUCAAAUAAAGGUAAUUUCCUGGCAAUAUUACAACUGUUGGCAAAGCAUGAUGAGCAGCUCUGGUCUCAUCUACAAAAAGCAAAAAAGAAUGCCUUAUAUACCAGCAAAACCAUUCAGAAUGAGGUUAUCCAACUCAUUGGAAAUCACAUCACAGGUAAAAUUUUGAAGAGUUUACAAGGGAGGGGUUUUUAUUCCAUCAUACCUGAUGAGGUAACUGACAAUUACGCUAACAAAGAAGUUUUAGUCUUGUGUCUCAGAUUUCUAGAUACCAGAGAACACCCUGCCAUCAUUAAGGAGGAAUUUCUUGACUUUGCAAAUAUAGGCAGAACUACUGGGGAAGCAAUUGCUGAUAAACUUAUUGAAAUCCUCCGCUUGCUUGCAAUUCCGAUUGAGAACAUGCGAGGGCAAGCAUACGAUGGUGCAGCAGCUAUGGCAUCGGAAAAACGGGGGUGUCAGGGACGAAUCAAGUCUCUAAACCAAUUAGCUUUGUACACACACUGUCGGGGUCAUGUAUUGAAUCUGAGCAUCGCUUCAGCCUGCAAAUUACCCCUUGUGAGGAAUAUGAUAGAUGUCCUUAAUUCAGUGUUUAUUUUCUUUGACAGUUUCCCUAAACGACAAGGGUUUCUUGAGAUUAUUAUAGAAAAUGAUGGGUCUGUAGAUUUUUCCAGAAAGAAACUAGUUGGACUCUGUAAGACUAGGUGGGUUGAGCGUCAUAUCUGCUUUGAUGUGUUCUACACUAUGUACAAGUUCGUCAUCAAAUGUCUGCUGCACAUUCUCAAUCAAAACCUUGAUGAAAGUACCAGUGAAGACUGGUCUUGGGAUAAACAAACUAAAGUGACCGCACAGGGGCUUUUGGCUUCGAUGACGUCCUUCUCUAUGUUGAUAACAUUUGUGUUUGUAAGGUAUGUCCUAGAUACAAUAAAGCCUUUGACUCUCAAACUUCAGAAAAGAGACAUUUUCACUGCAAGUAAGUUAAUUGAGGAACACGUGGACAGGAUCAAGAAAUUCGUAGAGCGGUAG